GUGAGUCACUGUUGGAUAUUUGCAGUGGUCAGUUCAAGGCUAAAAAGGCUGUUUUGCUUUCAGUAAUAUUUAACUGGAUAGUUUUGGCCACACCCCACAGUAACCAAGAAACUGCUACUGUACUGACUGUGGGGAAACAUGAUUUCUGUUCAGCCUCUCUGAAUACUGCAUAACUCAUCCUGGAAUAUUCAAGAACAAUGGCCUGACUGUUUCUCUGGCAAUAUGCGUGGCCACAUCCUUCAGCUGUGUGUAAUCCAAGCUGUAGCCUCUUUUAUCCAUCUAGAACCCAAGAAUGUUACUGUGUUAAGAGGCAGUGAGGUUCACUUUAACUGCAGCACUAAUGAAUCCUGGGAUGUCAUGACGUGGCUGUUGGGUGGAAGAACAGUCCUCACCAUCUCAGUGGAACAUGGUCCUCUGGGUGGAGAUGAACAUGUGUCCACAGUCAAUCACUCCAUCUCAUCUCUUUCCAUGUGGGAGUUAGUUUUGAUGAACGUUUCCUUCAGACCCAUUGUACAGGAAGUCAUAUGUGAACUGCUGCCUACAAGACUUGACAGAUCAUCAUCAGCCCUGUUUGUACAAGAAAAAGGAAAUGUCAGGAUUUUGGAGAGUGAUCUGUCAGUUCAAGAGGGGAUGCUUGUCACCUUCCAUUGCCAAGCGAGUGGCUGGUAUCCGGACCCUUCAGUGUCCUGGGUGGUCAAUGGCACCACUGUGGACAGAGACGACUACAACACCAGCAGUCUCCAGGACCCCAAUGGCCUUUUCAACUCCACCAGUGUGCUUCAGAUAAAAGCAGAGACAAGCAGCACAGUGGAGUGUUGGGCAUCUGUGUCUGCCGCUGUAGCCCACCAAAACAGCAGUGUCAAGCUGACUGUAGCGGCACCGAAAGCUCCACAGGACUACACAGUUGUGAUCGCUGUGAUAGUGUCUGUGUGUACGAUCAUUCUGCUGGCAGUGCUCAUCCUGAUCUUGUUCUAUAGAAAAAAACUGACAAAAUCAAGCUCUGAAAAUAAAGUCAGCUCCUCCUCAUGGACUGUCAUUUUAAGCAGUCGUCGGAAGUCUGUUGCUGAUGAAACCAGAGGAAAAGUUAACCCAGGAUACCACGCCGAAGACAUAACAAGUUCAGGACACCAUGACCUCAGGAAUAGAGCUGACAGCACGAUAAACAUCAUCAGCCCUCCACGGGUUCCUGAUAUUGUCAUUUUCAGCACUCAAAAUCAGAAAGAGGAAGAUUUUUCUAACCUCUACUCUAAGGCAGCAAAGACAAUCCGCCGAGUCACCACUGUUUGACCUCAGGGUCGACCUCACAUAAACCUCCCACUGCAAGAAAGAAACAAAGGUCAUUUAUGCUGAAAAUGAAGAUGCA
Molecule: messenger RNA, 1363 nt
Organism: Carassius carassius (crucian carp)
Lineage: Eukaryota; Metazoa; Chordata; Actinopteri; Cypriniformes; Cyprinidae
Gene: igsf5b
Product: immunoglobulin superfamily, member 5b
Exons: 9
Coding region: 223-1287 (354 amino acids)
Biological process (GO): cell-cell adhesion
Source: RefSeq, a predicted model, not a curated record